Tachysurus vachellii is the source of this 6087-nucleotide messenger RNA. It is a transcript of the gene vat1, whose product is annotated as vesicle amine transport 1. The transcript is spliced from 7 exons. Bases 322 to 1857 code for a protein of 511 amino acids. NCBI's taxonomy places the organism in Eukaryota, Metazoa, Chordata, Actinopteri, Siluriformes, Bagridae. The record is from RefSeq and is a predicted model, not a curated record. Gene Ontology annotation, molecular function: oxidoreductase activity; zinc ion binding.
CUCUCCGUUUUUUUGCGCCUGUCCCCGCCUCUCCUUGUGCUCACACGCCCUUUUGUAGAAAGCUUGUCAGGCGCGGGGUCAUUGUAGUCGUCGCGCACAUCUCCCAGCUCUCCCUUCGCGUUCUCUCUCUUCCUCUGUGAUUUUUCUCCACGCCCUCAGGCGUUUAGCUCACAGCCGCGCCGAACGCGUAAAGAGGACUGCAGGUCCCGUUUGCGUGCUCACCGACGACGUAAACGCGUAAAACAGACGGUCUUUGAGGCUUUUCUCAAACUUCAGCUUGCACCGCACGCGCACCCACCGACAAACACACCGUUUCUCACCAUGUCAGGCGAAGACGCGCCCGCGCAGCAGCAGAACGCCGAAGAGCAAAAACCGCAGCAGCAGCAACAGGAUGGCGAGUCCAAAAGCGAGUCUCCAAAAACCGAGAACAAACCGGAGGCAACGCCCGAUGAACCUGCCGCCGCUGCUACUGCUGCUGCUGCUUCAGGCGAGGCGGCUGAGGCUGCGCCCGCCGAGAAACCCGCCGAGGAGGACACGUUCAGCUACCGUGCGCUCGUGCUCACAGGCUACGGCGGCUACGACAAAGUGAAGCUGCAGGUGAAGAAAGGAAAGCCGGCGCUAAAGAGCGGAGAAGUGAUGGUGCGCGUCAAGGCGUGCGGCCUCAACUUCGCCGACCUCAUGGCACGCCAGGGGCUCUACGACCGUCUCCCGUCUCCACCGGUGUCACCGGGAAUGGAGUGCUCGGGAAUCAUCGAGGCCAUCGGUGAAGAUGUGACGGACAGAAAAGUGGGUGAUAAGGUGCUGGUUCUGAACCGCUGUGGUCUGUGGCAGGAAGUGGCCGUGGUCCCCAGCUCGCACACCUUCCCCAUGCCUGAGGCCAUGAGCUUUGAGGAGGCGGCAGCUCUGCCAGUCAACUACAUCACUGCUUACAUGAUGCUGUUUGACUUCGGCCACCUGCGUCCCAACCAGAGUGUGCUUGUCCACAUGGCUGCAGGAGGGGUGGGAAUUGCUGCUACUCAGCUCUGUAAGACGGUGAAGGAUGUCACCAUCUUUGGAACCGCCUCUGCCAGUAAGCAUGAGGUCAUCAGCGAAGGAGGAGUCACGCACCCCAUUGACUACCGCACGCGGGACUACGUAGAGGAGGUCCGCAAGAUCAACCCCAAAGGCGUGGACAUUGUCCUGGAUCCCCUGGGUGGUUCUGACACCCAUAAGGGCUACAACCUGCUGAAGCCAAUGGGCAAACUCAUCAGCUACGGUGCCGCUAACAUGCUGGCUGGUCAGAAGAAGAACCUGUUUGCCGUGGCUAAAACCUGGUACCAGCAGUUCUCCGUUCACACCUUGAGUUUGUGCCAGAAUAACCGCGCAGUCUGUGGCUUCCACCUUGGCUAUCUGGAGUCAGAGCUCGUCACCGACGUGAUGAAUGAUCUGCUGGGGCUGUACCUGCAGGGCAAGAUCAAACCCCGCAUUGACUCUACCUACCACCUUGAGCAGGUUGGUGAUGCCAUGCGUAGGAUGCAGGAGCGGGGCAACAUCGGCAAAAUCAUCCUCACCACUGAGCCCAUGAAGGAGGAGCCCAAAAAGGAGGAGUCCAAGAAAGACGAGAAGGAGGACAAGAAGAAAGAGGACAAGAAGAAGGAAGACAAAAAGAAGGAAGACAAGAAAAAGGAUGAGGCCAAGAAAGAGGAAAAGAAGAAAGAAGAGACCAAGAAGGACGAGAAGAAGGCUGACGAGAAGAAGGCUGACAAGGCUGACGAGAAGAAGGCUGACGAGAAGAAGGCUGACAAGGCUGACGAGAAGAAGGCUGACGAGAAGAAGGCUGAGGAAAAGAAUGAAGAGGCCAAGAAAGAGGAGAAUUGAGUCAGGCAGAAGCUAGGCAGGAAAUAGGUGGCUGUGAAUUGUUUGUCUUGGGAGUAGGGUGUGUGUGUCUCUGUGUGUGUGUGUGUGUGUGUGUGUGUGUGUAUGUCUGUGUGUGUUGGGAAGUACAGUGCAGUCCAGCUCUCGGCUCAACCCCAGGCAGUUACUCUGGCCUUAAAUCAUCAUCCUGCACUAAAAUCUGUAACAGUUUAUCCAGCCUUAUGUAAGUUGAGAACGCAAACUGCUCACUAAUUGUGUGCACGUACACAAGUACACAUGUAACAGGGAUGUACCACUCUAUUUUUGCCUCUAUUUUUCUUGUUUUACCUUUCCUAUAUUCAUGCACUUUUGUGUUUUUACUAAUCUUUAACGCCAUGCCUUUUAGGGUAUGCUGGAUCAGUAUUACACUGCCAAAUCCAUUACUCCAUCACCAUUCUGCUCUUCAGCCUUUCAACUGCGUUACACUACUAAUAAUUCAAGAAUUCUUUCUCUACCUUUUCAAAUUUGGCUUAAUUGUACUCAAUGUUUUUUGGGUCUUAUGGGUAACUAUCAGGGUUGAGUCCUGUUGCCAUGACUACAGUGUUUCAUAUGUGUCCUGUCUCCUUAUCCCAAACCCCUACACUCAUCUGUUCUCCUUUUUGUGAUAAUGGUUUUUUUUUUUUUUUUUUUUUUUUUUUUUUUUAUUGGACCAGACUUUUUGAUGGAGAAGUCGAUCACUGAGCCCCACCCACAUCAUUCACAAAGGCACUAUGGAGGAGUCAGUGUGGUUUGCUCAAAAAUUCAUAUGUAUCUAUUAAAGCUUGAAAAAAGUCUCCUAAUUAUAAAUUCUUUAAAAAACUUAUAGAUGAAUCUUUCGAUUCUGUUUUAUUUUAAUUGUCAUUCCAGGUUUGUAUGAAAAAUGCAGGUAUUUGUGUGUCAAUGAAAGGAAAAGAAGCUGUGCUACAAAAAAAUGCAUUUCAUGGCAAAUGUUACACACCGAAACAUAAGAACGUGCCAUUAUAGGGCUUUAUAUGGUGUUCUAUUCUGACAAAGAUGCUGCGGUCUUGGUUGUUGUGGCUUCCUCGUGUUUACAGUCACAAUCUCUAUCAAACUGUACACAAAUGAAAUCCUUAAUCUGUCCUAAAACAUGCUGCCUGCAAGGAUCUUAAUGAACUCUGCUACAUAGCAGCUGUAUGAAAUGUCUCCCUCUACACAGGUAUGCAGACGUACACACAUUCCCAGGUUAUUGUAUUAAAGUAGAGUUGCUGAAACACUGAGUUUAAGAGAAUCCUGGAAUGCUGUUUUAUUCCAGAGUAUCCUCCUGGAUUCCACAUUAUCUGGAGCAUUCCACUCCAAUCCUUAUGACCGCUGGCCUGUUUCCAGAGUAAUCAUUGUUUUUCUGAUUCUCUGGCUUUCCUUUCUCUGUCUCUUUCUAUCUCACACGCUUGCAUUUUUCACCAUCACUAGUUGGCAUAGCAACAGGCAGUUGGCCAGCAAGCGAUGACAUGUUUGCCCCCACCCACCAAUUCCAAUCACUCCCUCAUUUAUAUACACGCUUUUUUUUUCUCCAGCUUUUGUUCAAUUAAAUAUUGUUCAAAAAUCUUUCUAUAUGCUGAUUUGACAUCCAUUCAUGCUGCUAUGUCGCAGGGUGUAACCUGGCAACCUUCCAACUGUGAAAGCCAUCAGUCAAGCCCACUGACUCCUCCCUCAGCUAAAUUUAGGCAUCUGUAGUGCUCUUCUGCCUCUUGUGGUGAAAUAGAUGCAUUGCAGCAAUGUUAUUUCUGUCCCUCUGUCACCGGGUCUGGUUUUUGUUUGUUUGGUGUGUGAACUUCAGUGUGUUUGUGUACAGAUGUGGUUGAAAGGUUGUGUGGAUGUAUGUCUCUGUCCUCAGGUCAGUUGUCAGAUGAAAAUGUGGUUUGUUUUUUUCUUUUUUUUUUGUUGGGUUUUUUCUGUCUCUACCUCCCUUAUGCUAUGAGCUAGCCUCCCCUUGCAGUUUUAACUCUAACAAACAUAACUUGUAAGCACCCUCCUCUCUUGUAAAUGGCCUGUGUUUGGUAUUAUUUGCACUCUGCUUGUGAAUCUUGAUGCACUUCUAGAGAUGGCAGUCCCAUUCCCAGCCCCACUGUUCCUCAGUAGUCCUCUCCAGUACUUCUUGAUGUUGGCAUACACACUCUGCUCUCUUGCACAAACAUCUGCAUGUACUUAUUUUGUCUGAUACAAACACACAAGUCACAAAUAGUUAGAAAUAAAAUGACAGAAAUUCAUCUCAACCAGUUUGUUUAAUCACUGAAAGCUUGUCCAUCCAUCCAUGGAGGAGGUUACCCAGAAUGCACUGGGAAGGGGGUGGCACUGCCAUCCUUACCCUAAAGAGUGACAGUGUUCUGACACAAGACCGGCAAUUGGAUUCUGAUGUGAGUUCGGUUUCGGGAUAUUUCUAGUUAAUGUUGUGUGGUGGUUUUUUUUUUUUUUUUUUUUUUUUUUUUGUUUGGUUUAUCUCUGGAUUUCCCCCAUUGUUAUUGUGAAAAGUGCUUCAGUUCCAAAGCACCACAUGACCCAUGACUAACACUCCAACGAAGGAUGUCCAACCUCAUUCUUAUUUCCGUUGUUUUUUUUUGUUUUUUUUGCAUUUUGUUUUUCUGUUGUUGCUGUAUAGUCCAAUUAUUCAUUUUGAGUGGUUCUAAGUUGAAGAGGCUUUGCUGCACUUUUGUUCAAAUGUGAGGAAUGACGUUGUGUUGAUCCUGAAUAAGUGUGCCAAACUGUGCUUGAGGCUCUUGCCUUUACUCCAGCUAUCCUUACUACACCGAGCGACAAAAGAGAAGGAACGACGAAAAACGUUGCCGGUUACUUUUAACCCGACUGGCAAUUUAAAAGAAAAAAAAAAUCUCAAACUGAUGUCGUACCUGUCGUGUGUGGUUGAUCGCAUCGCAGAAAUUUACUGGUGCUUAAGAACUCCUGGCUUUUUCGCUAAUCCAUGCAAACGCUGUUUAGGUCUCACUGUGCCGACCACUAACAAACACUGGGAUACCUCCGUGCGCACACACACACACACACACCCACUGCCCUCUCUGGCACACCAGCCAGCUCUGCUCAGAUGGGCUGAUCUGUCCGCUAAUGCUAAAAAUGUUAGUGUUUACAACUCAAAAGAUCAGGCAGUGCAGAACUGGAGAUAAGACGUAACAUGUUAAGAUCGAGCAAAAAAUGCUAGUCCAACUGAUGUGGGGGGGAAUAGCAGUGUAAUAUUUUUUUUGUUUGUUUAUACAUACAACUGCACUGUUUGGACUGGAUUCUAGUAGACCCCAAGUUCAGCCCGGAUCUUCCGUCUCAUUCUUUAAGCAGCAAUUUUCUGGUUCUAUAAAAUCUCAGCUAUUCUGCAGUUCACUUAGAAGCUCAGUCCCAGCAGCAUUUACAUCUGCUUUAUGACUGCAUGCAUUUCCUGGUAUAAGGUUUUUACAUUAGCACGCAGUUCACAUUUUAGCACAUGUCCCAAGAUGAGCUUAGCUGCAGGUGUGCAUGUCUCUUGUGGAUAUGGAGUUUAGCUGUGUGAGCGGCCGAGGUUCAGACGGAGCUGCACUGCUUCCUCUCUCUAUUUCACAACCACUGUAACUUUCCCAAAACUCCCUUCAAGACCUUGUUCAGCUUUUCAGAACAGCAUUCGAGUGUGCAAGUCAAGUUUUUUUUCCUAUUUAAACUGCAAAACCGACAAAUCGAUAAGCGUAUAUUUAGCAUUUUUAGAUAAGAGUAGAUGUGCUGGUUGACAGGGUACUUACCAAGUGAUAAAUUUAGGAUUUGGUCUUAUAAAUCGUACGACUUUUUUCCACCUUAGAUGUGGUGCUUAUUAUUACAGCGAUAUAUUUGUAAGAACCAAGAUUUCUAUCUAGAUUCGUUAGGCAUUUGUAUAUCAGGACCCCAAAGAUUACCAUGCCAUGACUCACCACUGCAGUUGCUAAAUAGCUUCAAACAACAAUCGCUCUCCUCUCGAGCUGUAUUUGUCUUAAUAACUCUUUCUUCCACACACGUCAGAUGCGACAGGCUGUCUACUUUGUUUUUCUCAGACUCCCUCCAUCAGUGUUCUCUCCAAUGUAUUUGAGACCCUGUGAAGGGCCGCUGCUUCUGUGCUUGACUCUGGGUUGGAUCACGUGUGACUCACACAAGUGGUCAAGAGGACCGUAGAGCUCGUUUAACGCUUCUGUGUGUGAUGUUACCAUUAUGCCUUACAUGUUUUCCAGGACUAAUAAAAGAGCAUAACAAAAAAAA